Molecule: messenger RNA, 2382 nt
Organism: Xiphias gladius (swordfish)
Lineage: Eukaryota; Metazoa; Chordata; Actinopteri; Istiophoriformes; Xiphiidae
Gene: nova1
Product: NOVA alternative splicing regulator 1
Exons: 6
Coding region: 266-1834 (522 amino acids)
Biological process (GO): mRNA splicing, via spliceosome; regulation of alternative mRNA splicing, via spliceosome
Cellular component (GO): nucleus; cytoplasm
Molecular function (GO): mRNA binding
Source: RefSeq, a predicted model, not a curated record
UGGAGCUACGGAGAGCGCGUUAAAUGAGCGCAUUUCACUCAAUGGGAUUUUAUAUUUAGCUCUGUGAGGGAAGAGCAGCCGGGCACAGGAGACCCCGAUCCCACUGGUGUCCAACAUUUGGAUCCUUUUGAGACCGUUUCGAUCCCCCUAAACUUGUCGUUCAUAUCACGGUGUGCGUUAUCGGGCUAUGUGGUGGUGAGGGCGCUGUGUGUGUGUGAGGGGGGAAUAGCGCAAAUUUAUCUUUACAGCUCCCGGGGGGGGAAAGAUGAUGAUGGCCGGUGGUGGCGGAGCAGCAGUGGACCAUAACGGGCUAUACUCAAAUCCUAACCUCCACGGCCUGCAGCAGCCCCACAUGGAGGCUGAUAACCCGGACUCCCGCAAACGACCGCUGGAAACUCCGACGGAGGAGGCCGGCUGUACCAAGCGUACCAACACCGGAGUAAGAUGUCGGAGUGCAGCACUGCACAAUUACCCCUUUCCCACUUUGUGUGUCUCUCCCCCAGAGGAGGGUGAGUACUUCCUGAAGGUGCUGAUCCCCAGCUAUGCAGCCGGCUCUAUAAUUGGCAAGGGCGGCCAGACCAUCGUACAACUGCAGAAAGAGACGGGUGCCACCAUUAAGCUUUCCAAAUCCAAAGACUUCUACCCAGGAACAACAGAACGCGUCUGUCUGAUACAGGGUACAGUCGAAGCCCUCAAUGGUGUUCACAACUUCAUUGCGGAGAAAGUCCGCGAGAUGCCCCAGAGCGCCCAGAAACCCGAACCAGUCAGCAUACUUCAGCCACAGACCACUGUCAACCCCGACCGCGUCAAACAGGCCAAACUGAUUGUACCCAAUAGCACAGCUGGGCUGAUCAUUGGCAAGGGUGGAGCCACAGUGAAAGCAGUGAUGGAGCAGUCAGGGGCUUGGGUGCAGCUCUCCCAGAAGCCAGAGGGCAUCAACCUGCAGGAGCGAGUUGUAACCAUCAGUGGGGAGCCAGAACAAAACCGCAAGGCUGUGGAAAUCAUAGUGCAGAAGAUCCAGGAGGACCCUCAGAGCAGCAGCUGUCUCAACAUCAGCUAUUCUAACGUCUCGGGCCCAGUGGCCAACUCCAACCCUACUGGCUCCCCCUACGCUAAUACGGCCGAGGUGCUGCCCAAUGCAGCUGCAGCAGCUGCCACUGCCUCCAGCCUUCUGGGUCAGGCCGGCUUGACAGGAAUGGGCGCCUUCCCCACCGCCAUGUCCAGCUUCUCUGGCAAUGAUCUGCUGGCCAUCACCUCAGCCCUCAAUACACUGGCCAGCUAUGGCUACAACACUAACACCCUGGGCCUGGGCCUCAACCCUGCAGCUGCUUCUGGGGUCCUUGCGGCAGUAGCAGCUAGUGCUAACCCGGCUGCUGCUGCUGCAGCUAACCUGCUUGCCUCCUAUGCUAGCGAUGCCUCCAGCAGUGCUGGCCACCCUGCUACAGGCCUCGGUGGGUUCUCCCUGGGUUCUCUAGCAGCUGCUACAGGGGCUUCCAAUGGUUACCUAAAUGCUUCAUCCCCACUGAUGGCCUCCUCCCUAUUGGCAACAGAGAAGCUGGCAGAUGGGGCCAAGGACGUGGUUGAGAUUGCUGUUCCCGAGAAUCUGGUUGGUGCCAUUUUGGGGAAAGGAGGGAAAACGCUGGUAGAGUACCAGGAGCUAACGGGAGCACGCAUCCAGAUCUCCAAAAAGGGAGAAUUCAUUCCUGGUACUCGGAACCGUAAAGUUACCAUAACAGGGUCGCCAGCCGCUACACAAGCAGCGCAGUAUCUGAUCAGCCAGCGGAUCACUUACGAGCAGGGUGUGCGUGCUACCAACCCACAAAAGGUGGGCUAAAAGGAAAAUGAAGAGGAAUGAAGGAAAGGAUGAAGACAGAGAUAGAAGGGAAUUGAGAGGGUCACGAUGAAUAGAAAAAAGAAAUGUCCAAAUAUCUGUUCAAUAUUUCAGUAUCAAAUGAGAGAAUCACAAAGGAGGAGGUGGGGGAGACAACCAAGAUAAGUGUGUGUGAUAUGUGAAUGUGUUUUUAGGACUGACGUCCUGAUGUUUUUUAAAAGUUUGUGUCGAGUCGUUUUGACGAUGGUGAUCAGAGUAAGCUGAACUGGUCCACUGCCAAGCUGCAGAUUUAAGGGUGAGGCCGCAGGGUUUCACCCUCCUCCAAAACCUCAUAGCUGUUUUGUUUUCCUUUUUUUUGUUGGGUUUUGUUGGUUUUAAUUUCAGUUGCAAACCUCAGCUCCCGGUGAGUUGAGCGUGUCAGAUGAAGUUCGAGCCAGCUAAUAGAGCUGUUCUGCAAACCUUGAUCUUUGUAUACAAUGUAGAAGGCAUUGUUAACAGGGGAGAGGUUUUAUGACAAGCACCUGAGGUCAUCUCAGUCUAUGGGGAAGCAA